Messenger RNA from Scomber scombrus (Atlantic mackerel), 6610 nucleotides. RefSeq names its product HMG box transcription factor BBX. The transcript has 16 exons. Gene Ontology annotation, biological process: regulation of transcription by RNA polymerase II. Lineage: Eukaryota; Metazoa; Chordata; Actinopteri; Scombriformes; Scombridae. Gene Ontology annotation, cellular component: nucleus. The coding region runs from base 207 to 2831 and encodes 874 amino acids. The record is from RefSeq and is a predicted model, not a curated record. Gene Ontology annotation, molecular function: DNA-binding transcription factor activity, RNA polymerase II-specific; RNA polymerase II transcription regulatory region sequence-specific DNA binding.
GGAGCUUGUGUCGAGUAGAGCCAGUGCUGAACUGUUAUGAUGUGUCAAUAAGUUAAAAAGGUGGACGGCACCAAUGAUGAGAGGGCCCCCUCGGUACUUGAGCAGGAUAUUAGAGGUCAUCGUCAUUGCAUGACAAAGGCUGUGGCAGAUUCAUCUUCAUCACUCAUACAGCAUUUCCAUAGUUUAUUCUUCAGUGCGGUAGUACCAUGAAAGGUGGAGGAAGGGGUAAGGAACCGUCUGUUGCAGGGGAGGUCACUGGCAAGCGCCCCAAACGCAAAUGCCUGCAGUGGCACCCACUCCUCUCCAAAAAGGCUCUGGAUUUCUCUGAGGAGGAAGAGGAAGAGGAUGAAGAGGAGCUGGAGAAGCAGCCGGUGCUGUGUGAUCAGGACCAGGGGUCACAGGUGCAGUGUGGAAGCACAACAGAGGAAGCGGAGGAGGACUCGAACGAACAGCGGGCUAGACGGCCGAUGAACGCCUUCCUCCUUUUCUGCAAACGCCACCGUUCCCUGGUGAGGCAGGAGCACCCUCGUCUGGACAACCGCGGGGCCACUAAGAUCCUGGCUGACUGGUGGGCAGUGCUGGAGCCCAAGGAGAAGCAGAAAUACACUGACAUGGCUAAAGAGUACAAGGAUGCCUUUAUGAAGGCUAAUCCAGGCUACAAGUGGUGUCCCACCACCAGCAAACCAGUGAAGAGCCCUUCAUGUCAGCCAGUCGGCAACCCCCGCAAAAAAGUAUGGUCCUUCUCUUCCAACUCAUCCAAGGACUCGACCACUGCCAAAAAAGUGCCCAAAAGUGACAGCAUGCCUCAGUUAAACUUUGCCAUGGCAGAUCCUACAAAGAUGGGAGGCCUUAGCAUGCUGCUGUUAGCCGGGGAACACGCCCUCACAAACAGAGAGAUCCCUUCCAGCACUAAACCUAGUUUACCAGACACAGCCAGUGAAGGGAACUCCUUUCCAGAUGAUAAAGUAGAGAUUUUGUCUGGGACAACACUGAACAGAGUGCCUGACAUCACUGAAAGCAGGGUCACAUCUGCCCUUUCCCCACUGGCAGAGUCGUCUGUAUCUGCGGCACCUGAAGGAAAACCAUGCAGACAGUCCGCUCUCUUCCAGCUGGCUGAGAUGUGUUUAGCAUCUGAAGCUGGAAAGAUGGACACAGUGGUGUCUCAGCCAGAGGACAGCUCUUCUUCAGCCUCUCUCCAGCAAACUACAGUCAAGCCUGAGAUCAAGGAGGAGAAAGAGAAAACAGAAACGGACGACUGUCCUCCCUCCUCUCACACUGCAGCCCUCUUACCUUCGCUCUCCUCUGUCACUUCUACCUCCACUGAUGCCAUUCCCCCACAACUCAGCAGCCAAAAUGCACGUGUCAAAAAGAAGAGCAAGAAAAAAGAGGCGAGCAAGUCAAAUGACAACGAAGAAACCCCUUGUUCAGCAAAGAAGAUCAUCAAGAAGUGUGACCCCGCCGAAUCAAACAUGGACAGUGUCUUCAGUACGAUUGAGGCUGUGGCAAAGGGUGUCUGGAAGGACACGGAGGAGAAGCCCAAGAAGAAGAUCCAGAGCAGUCCUGCUGUUGCCUGUGGAAACUCUGGUUUGCCCAAAAAGAAGAGCAAACCCAAAGUCAAGACCUGUGUCAAAGAAAAAGAGGAGGCGAUGGAUGAGAGCAGCGAGCAGUGUGGGCAGCACAGCUCCUCUGAGGUGGAGAUGAAGGAAGAGAUGACUGACGUUAGCCCCAAGACAGAAAUAGAAGAAACAAGUAUAGAAAGCACAGAACUUCAGGGCAGCAUGGCAGAACCCCAAAACUCCCCCCCCGGCAGCCCUUCACCCACUAAGCUCAGAGAGGAGGACAAGGGGAAGGACCGGUCGAGCGAAGCGGAGUGCAGCACAGAGAGCCGUGGCUCCAGGAAGUCAGAGAGGAGCUGCAAAGGCGCCUUGUACAAGACCCUGGUUUCUGAAGGGAUGCUGACAUCACUGAGAGCCAAUAUUGACAGAGGUAAAAGAGGUGCUCUCCGUGCCUCUGAUCACGAUGCAAACUGGAGUGAUGACAGCUGGACGGUGGCUCAGAUGGGACCUAAUAACCCCAAGAAGCUGAAAAAGUCCAAGUCCAAAGAUGAAUCUUCACAGGGCCUAGGGAAACUGGAGGAAGAGUUUGAAAAGAAGUUUAACAGCCUACCACAGUAUAGCCCAAUGACAUUUGAUAAGAAGGGGACUGCUGUCUCAAAGAAGAAGAAGACGGACAGCCCCUCUGUUCAAGAGGACGCCUCCAAAACCUGCAAAGGGCCAUCUCCAUCUCAGAAAAAGACUUCAUUCCACAAGAUUGUUAGGAAGCACAAACACAAAAAGGAGAAACCAGGUGCAGUGGAAAAAGCAGUGGGACAGAGUGAUUCCACCAUGCCGGACUCAGCUUCAAAAGCCAAAUCAUGUGCCCCCAUUGCCAUAAUGUGCCCAGAUGUACAGGGCACCACUAGUAUGGAGAUGCUAGUUGGUAGCCAGAAGAGGAAGGCUAGGAAGACCAAGAUCACACACUUGGUGCGCACAGCUGAUGGCAGCGUGUCUCCAGCCGAAGAGGACAAAAUGAGGGACCUCAACCAGGAACAGGAGAAGAAGCCAUUACCCCAACAGAAUUUAUGCAAUGAAAAAGGGUGCUACAGUAAUCCCACAGCAGAGGAGGCAGAGAGGAGCAGCGUACCACAGGAGCUACCUGCUUUCUUCAGCCUGGCAGCCCUCGCUGAGGUGGCAGCCAUGGAGAAUGCUCACAGAGGGCAGAGAGGCCUGGCUGAGAGUCAGAAGAAAGAGCUCGCCCAGACUCAAGUCCUCAUCUCCUGCGCUGAUCAGUGAGACUCUGCUGCUGUUAGGAGAAGCCACAACACGGACACUGGCAGUGGAGCUUUACUUUCCUCAGCGGGGGGGAGCCCACUCUGACGGGAGACUUGAUCAGGAAGCUUUGGACAGACUCCACCUUUUCCCCCUGUGUGGUGAAUUUGAUUGAGCUCGGGUUCACGGUGGGGGGAAAGAGACCCUCUCCUCCUCCUCCUCCUCCCCCUCCUCCUCCUCCUCCUCCUCCUCCUCCUCCUCCCUGCUCCUCGCUAUCUCAGUGUUUCCCCCUGAAGCCUUCCUUUGGUUAGAGGGAGGAUGCCUUUCUGAACUCCUCUCAACCCCCCUCUUAGAUGCUCAGUUAAGGCCUGUGGAAGAACCACGCUGUCCCCCCCAGUGCAUGGGUUCCUUUAGAGAUGAUUGUCAUGGGUUUAUCGUACAACGUUUUGUCAAAUAGAGGCCGUUUUUAAGGUCAAGUCUUGCAAUUAAAAAAAAAAAGCAUUUUAGGUAGGGAAGAACCCCAAACACUGCAUUGGUUUUCUAGACAAACUCAGCUUUCUGUCACCUUUUUACCUCACACACACACCUACUGAAGAGUUCCCUCCACCUCUGGUAGAAUACCUCUGUAUUUGAAUAGCUCUUAUCCCUUCCACUCCUUCCAGCUUCAACCCAAAAUGACUUUAACCAGGGUAAAUGAUCAUGAUGGAUAUACUUCCAUUACCAACUUACUGCUUAGUGUUUCCCUGUGGUACACGAAAUGUGGUGUACUCAGACUAUGAAGAAACCACGGUUGAGUAUUUGAUAUGUACGUUAAGAUGAUGCUACUGUAAAACAGUAUGUGGUAGCUACAAAUAAUCAUGUUAGACUGAAUGUGUAAGAGUUAGACCUGUGCAUCCCUUUGCAUCAGAACUAGAGUUUGACUAUAGCUGAGGAUGUUUGUCUGUCCUGUCCAUCCUUCAUUAGUAGGUUCAGAGAGUCCCUGUCCGCUUUAAGAGACAGUAGGUCAGCUUCAAAACUGCUUCCUGUGACAGGGAGGUGGUGUGAAAUUUGAUUAAUAUAUAUAUAUAUAUAGCCUUAACCCUCCCACCACCCACACCCUCUCUGCCACCACCAGCUUCUUGCUCGACGCCAUCACAGUCCUGAAAGUCAGUUUGUUUUUUUUUGAAUAGUGAAAUGCAGUUUUUUGUCAAUACUUGAUAUUAUUGCAGUUUGCGUAGCGGUUAGGUUAAUUCCUUGUGUGCAAAUUAUUUUAUUGAAUAGGUGUUUUUUUUAUUUUUUAUUUGUUUAUUGUGUAAACACUGCACUAAUUCAUAGCUAAAGUGUGAGUUGCUCUUAGGAGGGUAAUAAAAUGCCUCGUCUCCAUCAGUCACAGUGUUCUUACACCAUAGCCUGUCUGUGUCCAUGGUGUCUUUAAUGUCCUCAGGACCUGGCUAAAGUCAGCCAACAGCUCCAACAUAAAGGAUCAGGAGUCUGUCAACUCUAAAUGGAUUAUAUGUUUUAUGAAAUGGAUUUAUACGUGUCUCAUAAAAUGAGAAAUUAAAAAAAAAAAAGAGAGAAAUUUAAUUUUCUAUUUUAUCAUAUUUCAUGCAGAGACAACAUGUUGAGCUAUGCUAUGGUUCUUUUCAGAGCUAGUGGAGAUGAGGCAUUUCAUCAUGUUUUCCCCUUUUAUUCCUAUCAGCCUUUUGAGAUUUUAUUGCCAAGUAAUGGUCUACUCAGAGGUCACAUGUAAUCAAUGUUUUGAUCUUUUAGAAGUAUUUAUAUUUAGAGCUUUUUUUAAUUUUAUUUUGUUUUGUAAAUAUUUGGUCAGAAUCAUUCCAUUUCAACGCCUCUGUACGGGCCAUACUUUUGUUUACAGUCAAUCAGCUGUAGUAGUCGUGAGGAAAAAGAAGGAAGGAAGCGGUUAAAGCUGGUUUGUUGUCUUCCUGAGAGUUGGUGAAACCUGGAAGAGUUGCCACAGGCUAACAGAGGUUCACCGAGAGCCAGACUCCCCCAGCAAUACCCCCUCACCUCCUUACCCAGCAGCCUUUUUCUGCCUCUGCGUAGACCAAUACUUAACCAAUCACAUUUUCCAUUCAGUCACGUCUAUAACUUUUAUAACUCUUUGUUUUCUAUUUGAUUGUUUCUCUGUUUUAAAGCUGUGUGUUUAUGAUGCUCUUUUUAACUAGGUCCUCAUUAUAAACUUUUUUUCCUGAGGUCAAGUUUUCUGGAUUAAGACUGUUGUUUAAAAAAAAAAAGAAAAAAAAAAAAGAGAUGAAGCUCAUAGACGAUGAACGCAUCAAUGCUUAACCUGCUAAGCAAACAGGCACUGACGUCAAACGCACCGUCUCUACACAAUGAGCUUGUCUUUUCUCCUCUGGAGUGUCACUGUUUCUUAGUUAUGUGCUAAGUUGUGUUUAGAGUGCUUUCAGACACACAGGACAGAAAAAAAGAAAUGAAUGGGUCUUAAAGAACUCAUGCGUCUUGAAAUAGAGUAUUUUUCCUAAAUCACGGCAUUGUUACAUAGUAAUAGUGUUUUGCUAAUGGAGGCCCUUUGUGUGCAAAUAGUACAGAACAUGCAACAAAUGUAUGAUUCCUCUAAAUUUGUCCUUUACAAUCCAACAAACCAACUGCAAACAUUUCCCCCGUUAAUCUGAAGGGAACCACUGUAUGCUUAACGAUAAUCCUGAUAAUAUACGGUAUUUAUAUAUUUUUUCAGAUAAGAGAGAAAGUUACAUAAAGGAUGAUGUCAUCCGAGCAGUAAACUGUAUAGUUCUUCCACCGGUGGACAUCAGUAUAGUUCUUUGCAAAGACAAAGAAAUUGUCUUCCCCCAAAAUAGACAGAAUAUAUUUGCUUAUAGCAAGUGAGUUUAUUGACAUUUGCCAAAGAAAAGGGAAAGAUAUAUUCAAAUGGAAAAUCCUGCUCAAAAAAAAAAAAAAAAAAGAAGGACAGCUUAGAAUAACAGUUGCACUGCAUUUUCAAGGUGUGUAAAAUCUUCAGGUAACAAUAUCAGCACAAUUCAUCCUGUGUAUCUAAUGGGAUUUCCUCGGUGUUUGAAUCCAGAGUUGGAAUGAUGUGCAACAAAAGGGCACCACUCAAUGCCUCUUUUAAUAUACAGUAUUUGCACCUUAUGACCCAAACCAAAAUGAUCAUGGUCUUUGAAGAAAAUAUAUAAUUUUUACCCUCUCUACGGAAAUUAUGCAUUUUAAACUAUUAUAUAUGCGAGAAUCCAGUCAAUAACAAAUCCACACAUCUAUAAAACAGCCAUAAUACUGUCAUCUCCCCAUCCCCUCACUUUUUCUAUCUAGAAAAUGCUUCUAUAAAGUUGAAAUUCCUAUAUUAGUUACCUAAAUGACUAUAAUACCCUUUUGUGCUAGUACUGUCUUCUUGAAUGUAAUCAUUUUGUACCUGUAUUUUUCUAAUUCAGUCUUGAUUGUACUGUAUGUAUGCUAUGAUGGUAUACUGUUCCUUAGGUGCAUAGUUCGUUAACAACCAACAGUUCUCACAACAAGAUAGCUGCUGAGCUGCGAACUCAAUGGAAACACGUGUGGAGGCUUUCUGUACCAUAGAGCAUCCAUUAGACUGAGAGCUUGAGAGAUUCUUGCAUUCUGAGUGAUGGGACAAUAGCUAAACCUGCUAUUUCUUUUUUUUUUCUUCUUCUUCUUUUUUUUCUCCCUUUGCAGUAAAAGUGAAAGUCUGUUCAGGACAGUUUAUAAAACAGGGACGCUCCUGCAAUCAGAUAGAACAAUUGAAUGCUUGAGUUUCAACUUAUUUAUUGCUGUUCCUUUUUAUAGGUUUAGUCAAAUAAAGAAAACUGAAUAUACAA